Sitophilus oryzae (rice weevil) is the source of this 4380-nucleotide messenger RNA. RefSeq names its product RING finger protein unkempt (gene unk). The transcript has 10 exons. The record is from RefSeq and is a predicted model, not a curated record. Lineage: Eukaryota; Metazoa; Arthropoda; Insecta; Coleoptera; Curculionidae. Gene Ontology annotation, molecular function: metal ion binding. The coding region runs from base 27 to 2225 and encodes 732 amino acids.
AUUCGUUGCGUGCCAGUGAUUACAAAAUGCCGUCAGAGUCUAAACCUUUGUUGACAGCUCAGACGGAAAAGCCAAAUCAUUACUCAUACUUGAAAGAAUUUCGCGUCGAGCAAUGCCCGCUAUUCCUACAACACAAAUGUACACAGCAUCGUCCCUUCACCUGUUUUCAUUGGCAUUUUAUGAAUCAAAGACGCAGGAGACCUGUAAGACGUAGGGAUGGAACGUUUAAUUAUAGUGCAGACAAUUAUUGUACGAAAUACGAUGAAACAACAGGCAUUUGUCCCGAUGGAGACGAUUGUCCCUUUCUUCAUAGAACUGCAGGAGAUACAGAAAGAAGAUAUCACUUAAGGUAUUAUAAAACAUGUAUGUGUGUUCAUGACACUGAUUCUAGAGGAUACUGUGUAAAAAAUGGAUUACAUUGUGCAUUUGCUCAUGGUAGUCAUGAUCAUAGACCUCCCGUUUAUGAUAUUAAAGAAAUACAAGCCUUAGAAGCAGCAGAAGCUGAUGGUAGUGGUACUUCAAAUGGCCCUAAUGCCCUAGACAAAGAAAGAAAUUUAAUGAACGAAGAUCCCAAGUGGCAAGACACAAAUUAUGUUUUAUCAAAUUACAAAACAGAACCCUGCAAAAGACCUCCUAGAUUGUGCAGACAAGGCUAUGCAUGUCCACAAUAUCACAAUAGUAAAGAUAAAAGGAGGAGUCCUAGGAAAUUUAAAUAUAGAUCAACACCAUGUCCAAAUGUAAAACAUGGUGAAGAAUGGGGAGAACCAGGUAAUUGUGAUGCUGGAGAUAUGUGCUCGUAUUGUCACACUAGAACAGAGCAACAGUUUCAUCCAGAAAUAUACAAAAGUACUAAAUGUAAUGAUGUGCAGCAAUCUGGUUAUUGUCCAAGAGGAGUAUUUUGUGCUUUUGCCCAUGUUGAACAAGAAUUGGGAGUAUCGCGCGAUUCAGCUGAUGCGUCAGGCACAAAUCUAGGAGAAAUAUUAUCAAAUGUUCUUCCUUCCUCAAAUUCUGAUAUUAAAAUAAAGGAGAAGAGUAGUGAAAGUUCAAAUGGCAGUAGUGAAGUUAGUGAAUCAGCUUCAUCAACAUCAUCAAUAGGUUCGAAUAGCUGUAGCAGUAAUAAAGCUCCAGGAGCACAAUUAACGCAUAAAAGUUUACCUUUUCAAAGACACUCUACACUAGGUUUAGAACUUACCAAUAAGUUAUUAGCAAUUGAAAAAGAUCCUAAUUUAGAUCCAAUUGAAAGGGAACAAAGGAAACAAACACUUUGUUUUGCAUACAGUAGUCUAGGAGGUCCAUUUUUCAGUACAGGAAAUGAUACUGUCGAAAGUGUAGUAGGUAAUGCGUUAGAUGAGCUAAAUUUAGAUGACCUGAAUCUUACAGGCGCAUUGGAUAGGGAAUUGGACACUGAUUCUCCCACGGUUCCUAGUUCAAUUUCUGUUGGUUUAACUUCAUCAGGUUUAUUAGGCAGCUCAGCUCCGGUAAAUAUUCCCAGUUCAGCCUCAAGAGGUUUGACGAGUUUCAGCCCUGGCAGUAGCCCGAUGGCGCCAUUUCUAUCUGCUGCUCGAUUUUCGCAUCCCGAUCAUAUGGAUUUUCUCAAUCACAGUCAAAUGCAACUGAGUAGUAGCGCUUCGAAAAUAAAUAGUUUUUCUGGGUUUUUCGACUUUCAAACGCAAAGCAUAUCACCGUCAAAUUCUAGGAAUCAUAAUAACUUUAGUAUGUCUCCGAAUAUGAGUAAUAACUUGGAAGUUGUAAGGUUACGAGAUGAGCUUACCCAAGCUAGACUGCAACUAAACAAUUGGGAAGACCGUUUGCAACAGGCGCGGUCGGCUUGCGACGCCUGGCAACGAGAGACUGAAGAAUCUAACCGCAAGUUCAAACAAUUAGAAAAUAAAUUUCAGGACACUGUUAGUCAAUACACCACGCUAAAACAAGAAUACGACCAAUUGCAAGAGGGUCCGCAUAUAAGAAGAAUAACGAAAGUGUCCGAAUUAAGUAAAUUGUCUCUUAGCGUGUUAAAGACUUUGCACGCCCAAAUUAGGCAAGACCUAGAGGAAAUAGAAAAAGUGUUGUAUAGGGAAACGGCAUCUAAAUGUAUGGUAUGCGAAGAAAGAAAUAGGACUGUAACGUUGAAUUGUAAUCACUUUGUGUUGUGCGAUACAUGCGCGAACACUCAGACCGAAUGCCCCUACUGUCAAACUCCAAAUAAUCUAGUUAGUAAUAUGUGAAUAAUUUGACAUUAGGUAUGUAACCGGUCUUACUGAUUGAACAUUUUCGACAGCUUUUUUAAAGUAUACUUGGGUUAUAUAAAUUAACAUGUAUACUAGAUAUCUUGAAGCAAAAGAAUACAUUAUGACAAUUUGUUACCAAAGUAUACAGAAGCGACGAUAAGCAUCGGCUCCUUUGAAGUAAGUCUCCCAAAUGUUUUGACCUUAAAGUCACAUAAUUUGACAACUAAACUCACCUGUGAGCUGAAAAGAAUGUCUAGAAUUUUAUGGACAUUAAAUACACUCAUAGAAAUGUUUUUUUUAUUGUAAAUCUUUAUUUUUUACUGAAUUUAAUAAAUCAAAUACAAUACAAUGUAAAAUACCAUUACAAAUAUGAUUACAGAGGACAAAGUGGGAAAUACAAAAAAACGGCGUCGGCGAUGGCUAUGAAAUAAACAUCCCUGUCUUUUUUAUAUGUAAAAUUAUAUGUGGGAAAUGUUCUCAAUAUUGAUUUCCAAGCCAACCAAGCUUCUGUCCUAUUGGUGUUUUUUUGCGCCCUGGUUUAAAAUAUAUCAUACAUCUUAUUACAGAACUUAUAUUUCAUGCUUGUUUCAUCUUAUCAACUGAGUUUAAAGUCUAAAAGUAAUUUGUAAAUGAGCUGUUUAGUCUGUCAAACCGUUCAAGUUUUUUUGCAAGAAAAAAAGAUUGAAUGACAUAUAAUUGACAAACGAACCAGAAAUACCAGCCUUUUUAUGCUGGUUAACUUAGUAACAGUAAUGACAAAUAUAUUUGAGGAACCGUGUUCCGUAAUAAUAAAAAUUUUAGACAAAACAUUAGCCUGAUUAUGCCUAAAAAUAUGACAAACCGAAAAUUGACGAGUCGCCUCUGUAUAGUCCUUGUGGUUGAGUUAAAAGAUGCACAAAGAUGCAAGAGUUACAUUCUAUGAUGACCCAGAUAUAUGACAAACCUUAUAAUCUAGUGGUAUAUGCGUUAAGUUAUAUAACCUAAGAAACAAUAUGGUAUUAAUAUGUGGUACAAAUGAACUACUAAAACAAAUUGAAAAUCGAUAACCAGUAAGACCGAUUGCAGAUAUUUAACAAAUUUAUUAAGCAAAUAGUGUUAACUCUUUAUAUUUUUCUUUAUUGAAGCAAAUUUCUAUGACAAUUAAUAGAGUCGUCUAUUACUUAGCUACAAGUGUAAGUAAUUGGUAUAUUUUUCUGUUUCGAGACCAAGGAAUUGUGGCAGAAUAAAUGACUUGAAUGAUCCAUGUUAAAGAUGGACGUAAAAUACUGUUUUUUGAAUAUGCGUUUCGUCAGUGUAUAUACUAAUUAUUAAAGUAAUAUAAGGCUAUAAAAUUCAAACCACAAAAGAAUAUUUAGAUUCUAAAAUUAAGGUAGAUGUUAAAUACCUAAUCAAAGCAAUUUUUAAUGUGGAUUAUUACACACAUACAUUUAAUUAGACUAUUAGGGACUUUUUCUUUGUUUUUUUUUUGCUGCACUUUCACAUAUCAAUAGAAUAGAAAAUAAAUUUUUAUUUUAAUAAAUGAGAACAAAGAAAAGUAACUUAAAAAAUUGAAACCUAAAAGGUUUUUCAAUCGUAUUUUAUAGAAGUGCAGCAACGCUGAAAUCUGUAUAUAUUUGACUGAUUUGGUUUUAUUUUUCACUUUAUAAAUGAGGAAUCAUUUAAAAUUUCCUUUUAAAAUUAUUUUUAUUGCAUACAUUCCAGGUCUCUCUAGUACCGUUAAAAAGUAAAUAUAUUGUAUAUAAAAAAAUAUCUAUUUGAAACAUGGUUUGAAAAAAUUACGUUUUGCCUGGGUUAAUAUACAAGGUUGUUCAUAAAGUCCUCCACAGUUGGUGUAUUUUUGCUAAUUAAUUAUUUGAUCUUUUUGUCACAUUAUUUAACCGCAGAAAAUGAUGCAUUGUUUCUCAAAAUUUUCAGAUAUAUCAGAAAGGAAAGUGUGAUUUAUAAAAUUAUAUUUUUUUACGUUCAGUUUCCUUUUAUACAGAUGCGCCAAAAAGUUCACAUCAUGAGAUAAUUAUUGAGUUUUUCAGCAAAAUAAUGUAAAAACUGAGUGAAAAACUCUAAUAAAAUGUAUAAUAUACCAUGACCUAUAUGCAUAUAAAAUAAUAUGCACCUAGCUCAUGUUUCAGCUGGCAUGAUAUUUAUUUACAAAAAU